CUCUUCAAUACAAAUUUUCUCUUCCAGAUUUAUUUAUUCUUGGGUACAUACUAGUAAAUUCUUCAAUAAAUCUAUUCUAUAUCUUUUUACAAUCAAAAUACUAAUUUGACAUUUUUAUGACCAGAUGAAUAAUUAUGAAAAUUCAAUCGUCGAUACCGAUUCGAUUAUUACUCAAUAGACCGAAAGUAAAAACAACUCGAUAAUGAAAUGAAAACCGUUCCGUUAUCCGUGAGUAAGUUGUAAUGGUAUAGCGAUCCAAUUAGGAUGGAAGGUACUUGCUAACUCUCGAACACUUUUUGUGUGCUGUCAAAAUAAGUAGCGUAAUCAAACAUCAGCUGAUACUUAUAGAAAAUUGAUGAAUACUGAUUAUCGACCGCUUUUGAGCCAAUUAAAAUAUUGUUGGGGCAAUCGUUGUGCACAGCUACGCGGAGCCAGUACGGUGUGGUCGAGUUAAAGCAUUUAAGCUACGCAUUUAAAAAUAUAAGUCGUGCUAGUAGUACAAACACAAUGGCAGAAAAAUUCAAAUUACCUGCGAGGUAUGGAGCGGGCGAAAAAAGUGUUUGGGUUGAAUACAUCCAACUGGCUGCUGAAUACAAGCCUGCAGUGAACUUAGGUCAGGGUUUCCCUGACUACCAUGCACCAGAACAUGUCACAAAGGCAUUAAGUGAAAUUGCAACGGGUGAUAAUGCAUUGUUAAAUCAGUAUACCAGAGGAUUUGGCCACCCACCACUUGUGCAGAGUUUAUCUAAGUUGUACUCCCCAUUGGUAGGCAAGAAUAUUGACCCAUUUAAUGAGAUCAUUGUCACAUACGGUGCUUAUGAAGCACUGUACUCUGCUAUUUUAGGACAUGUGGACCAAAACGAUGAGGUGAUAGUCAUUGAGCCCUUCUUUGACUGCUACGACUUCAUGAUCAAGGCUGCUGGAGGAAUCCCCAGGUUCAUUGCGCUUAACCCCAAAAAUACAUCAGGAACUGUAACAUCAGCGGACUGGGUGCUAGAUGAGAAGGAGUUGGAAGGUCUCUUCAACUCUCGUACGAAGAUGAUCAUCCUGAAUACUCCCCACAACCCAAUAGGCAAGGUUUUCACCAAGCAUGAGUUGGAGUUAAUAGCAGAUCUGUGUAAAAAGCACAAUGUCCUGUGCUUGUCUGAUGAGGUGUACGAAUGGAUGGCCUAUGAACCCGCUCAGCAUAUUAGGAUCGCUUCUCUACCAGGUAUGUGGGAGCGUACAAUCACAGUCGGGUCUGCCGGCAAGGCGUUCUCGGUGACUGGCUGGAAGACGGGCUGGGCGUACGGACCGGCCGCCCUCAUGAAGAACCUGCAAGUGGUCCACCAGAACUGUGUCUACACCUGCUGUACUCCUAUACAGGAAGCGAUUGCCCGCUCUAUGGAGUUUGAGCUAGCCCGCCGCGAUUCCCCAGACUGCUACUUCAAAGCGUUGGCCCGGGAACUGAUGCCCAAGAGGGACAUGCUGGUGGAAACCCUCAAGGAAAACGGCUUCAACCCCACGAUACCCGAGUCUGGCUACUUCAUCGUCGCCGACUGGACUAAAUUGGCCAACAAAAUCGAUCUGUCACAAGAGCCGGACAAGUACAAGGACUAUAAGUUUACUAAGAAGUUCGCGAAAGAGACGAGCGUCCUCACCAUUCCACCUUCUGCAUUUUAUUCGGAGCCACACAAGCAUUUAGGAGAGAACUACGUCAGAUUCUGCUUUAUCAAGAAAGACGAAAACUUACGCCUGGCCAGCAAACUUAUCAAGGAAUGGAACAGUAAGAAGGGAAACUAGGUAAUUUUAUAUAAAUACUGUCAAUUGUGAUAUAUUAUGUAUAUAAAAUAGUUAUAUAUUUUUAUACAUUGUUACUGCCAUCUCAAAUGUAUUUGGAUGUUUUUAUGUUAUUUCUUUUGUUUAACUUUAUAAGAAUCAAAU
Molecule: messenger RNA, 1923 nt
Organism: Spodoptera exigua (beet armyworm)
Lineage: Eukaryota; Metazoa; Arthropoda; Insecta; Lepidoptera; Noctuidae
Source: the annotation of a GenBank genome assembly